Molecule: messenger RNA, 1390 nt
Organism: Nicotiana tabacum (common tobacco)
Lineage: Eukaryota; Viridiplantae; Streptophyta; Magnoliopsida; Solanales; Solanaceae
Source: RefSeq, a predicted model, not a curated record
CUCAGGUUCUUCUGUUACUCCUCAUUUGCGUCUUCUCUUUUACAUUUAUCGAUGCUUAUAUCUAAUAUUUGACGAUUUGUUUCUAGGAAAUUUCUCUCUUAGUUCAUACUUGUUCUCUUCCCCCUUCUUUUCGUCUUCUGGAAUUAUAAUUAUUUCUCACAUUAAAGGAUCUAAUUUCACAUUAAGUUUAGAUUACGAGCUUUAAUUGGGAUGUGGCUGAGAUAAGGGCAAUUGACCAAUCUUCGUUUUUAGUAAACUUUUGGUGAACCCAUGCGGUUUCUGCUAGCUAUUGAGUGCAGAACCGUAUAUUUGUAUCAGAACAAUUUUCCACAACAUCAAUAAAUUAUUACUUUAUUUGAAAAAAAAAAUAAGCUCCUUGGCAUGGCUCGAGGUUGUUGAAAAAAGCUGGAAACGUUUUUGUGUAGAUUGUUUGGUAAAGAAGGCUGACUACAGUUGCAUAGAUAGGUUUCUGUUUCUGCGUGGUAGAUAUUGCUCUCCAUGUCUGUUGAACGAACUUUGAAGAAGCUGGUUUCUGGUGUCAUCCUUGAUUUGGAUGGUACACUUCUUAAUACAGAUGGUGUUGUGAGUGAGAUUUUAAAGGCUUUCUUAGUUAAGUAUGGAAAGCAAUGGGAUGGGAGAGAAGCUCCUAAAAUAGUCGGGAAAACCCCUACAGAAGCUGCAGCUGCAGUUGUCGAAGAUUAUGGGCUCCCAUUAUCAACAGAUGAAUUUCUUUCACAAUUUUACCCAAUGCUCUCUGACCAGUGGCGCAAUAUCAAAGCUCUUCCAGGGGCCAAUCGGUUGAUUAACCAUUUGAGGGGUCAUGGUGUACCCAUGGCAUUGGCUUCAAAUUCUUCUCGGUCUAACAUAGAGACCAAAAUUUUUCAUCAUCAGGGAUGGAAAGAAUCAUUCUCAGCCAUUGUUGGAGGAGACGAAGUGAAAGCUGGAAAGCCAUCUCCGGAAAUAUUUCUUGAAGCAGCUAAAAGACUCAACAUGGAUCCAUCCAGCUUUCUUGUCAUUGAAGAUUCAAUACCAGGUGUUACUGCUGGUAAGGCUGCUGGAAUGGCAGUUGUUGCUGUACCAUCUCUUGCAAAGCAGUCUCAUCUUUAUACUUCCGCUGAUGAAGUGAUCACUUCUCUUCUAGAUUUGCAACUAGAAAAGUGGGGAUUACCUGCAUUUCAAGAUAGAAUAGAAGGUACUUUGCCCUUAGAACCUUGGUAUAUAGGUGGUCCUGUCAUAAAGGGAUUUGGGCGCGGCUCAAAGGUUCUUGGGAUCCCCACAGCUAAUUUAUCCCCAGAAGGUUAUUCAGCCAUUCUUUCAGAACAUCCAGCGGGUGUAUAUUUUGGAUGGGCAGGAUUAUCAGCUCGUGGUGUUUACAAGAUGGUCAUGAGCA